GGUGGCUCCAGAAAGCUGUGGAUCUUGUAUGUCAACGGCCGGUGGCGCUUUCUCGCGCUCUCCCCUUCCUCAUUCUCCUAAACUUUUUUCGUUCGCCUCCGUCUUCCCUGCUGCCCUGACCCUGGCAAUGGUCUAGCCUGCACUCUGCAGCAACCCGCAAUAACUUCUUCAUUCUUGUUUCACUGUCACCUACCAUCACCUACCGUCACCUACCGGUACCGUACUUAUGCGAAAGAAGGAACAGUCCCUCUUUUACACACCUCAACCCCCCUCCCCAGAGCGUGGUAGGAAUCUUUGAUCGUGACUCCCCUUGGCCUGCCUGUUACUGGCAGUCCGAACAUAGCAAGUUGGAGGGAUUAAAAAAUCUGAGAACGGAGAGGGCGGUAGACUAGCGAAGAUCCUUCAACUCAGCUAGCCCUCUCUCUUGCUUUUUUUUUCAGAAUUGGUUUUGCCUUCACUUUUUCGCUAAGAGCCGUGAAACCAUAAAAUCGUUGACCGGCCAGAUCCAGUUAGGAUGACUGUUACAGUAGGCGUCGGAUUUCAUAUUCCAACCCUACAUCCUCCCCCUCUCCCUCUCCACACCUUUCCAUAUUUCCAGCUCCCCCCCCAUCCUGUGCUGGUAGUGGAGGAGCACCGUUAGGGUUCUGUGGCUUUUAGAGAGCUCUUCGUUCCUUUCUGGCAGGGGUGGGUGUGCCUAUCUGCCCUUGGUAUAUUUAUCAGGGCCAUUGCAAUUGGAUGGUAGGACUACCGUAUUGAAAAUUCGAUAGAUAUCUCUUUCCAAUUCCCUCUUUUCCCCACCACCAACCGCAAUAACUGCUACCAUCUCUCUCCUUCCCAGCAUUUAUCUGCUGCUGCUCCCAAUCCUCCUGCUGCUGCUGCUACUGUCCACUCUGCAGCUCAGGCGUGAGAAAAAAAGGUUGUUUCUGUCAUUGUUCUGUUACUUCUGAGAGCGUUUGCACUCGAUUUUUUCCUAGCUCCUAUGAGUUAUUCGGCCAAAAACGACGAAGCAAACCUCUCCUCCGGGUCUCCAACACCUACUCCGGGUGCAUACUUUCCUGUCCAUCAUGAUAUCUCGCCAACUUCAAUCUCUCCCAAUGUAGAUAUACCUCCUACGGGCCUCCGUCAGCGAAGGUCUUCCCUUUCACUAGGUUUGGAUGCAAUUCGCUACGCUGGAGGCGUGAAUUCCCUUGACAACUUUGCUCGCUCUUGGACUAGAGCUGCUGGUUAUUUUGAAAUUACGCCGUCCCGGCAAUCCUUCGUCUCUGUCGACCCCUCCAGAGACGAGGAGGAGCCUGCCUCGUCCUCUGCUAUAGAUGACGAAAGCUAUUAUGACGACGCCGAGGUCACCCGACACCUCGCUACGAGGGCUUCCCUACCGACAACUGGCUUUGGAUCUUAUGGCCGGACUCCCAUGUAUGGGAGCAUGAAUACGGGUUUUCCCGGAGCAAGACUGGAUCAUACGGCAACAAGACAUGCCGCAGAUCUGUUUGUCCAGAAACAAACUGCCGGCGAGGUAGUCGUUGUGGAUGAGACUCUGGAUAAAGAGAGGGAGCCGCUCCUCGUAACCACCGUUACAACUGAAAGUGGAAAGGUCGAGCAGGUUAUUGUCGGUCAGAGCACACUACCUCAAACAGUCUUCAAUAGCGUCAACGUCCUUAUCGGGAUUGGUCUUUUGAGCUUACCUCUUGGCUUGCGUUACAGUGGGUGGCUGAUAGGGUCAAUAUUCUUGGUCUGUUCCGCCCUGAUAACGAAUUACACCGGAAAGCUUCUUGCCCGUUGCCUUGACAAAUCCCCAAACCAGUCGUUGGUAACUUAUUCCGAUAUUGCCUACAUUGCCUACGGGCACAAAUCGCGGAUAUGCGUUUCGGUCCUUUUCUCACUGGAGUUGAUGGCGGCGUGCGUCGCGUUGGUUGUCCUGUUCUCGGACAGCUUGAAUGCACUAUUCCCUCAGAUCGAUAAGUUUCAGUGGAAGAUCAUUGCGGGCUUUGUGUUGACUCCUUUGAGCUUCUUACCCUUGAAGGUGUUGAGUUUCAGCAGUAUUCUAGGGAUUCUCUCUACCUUCAGCAUUGUUAUGAUUAUCUUUAUUGAUGGUUGGUUGAAACCCAGUUCCCCUGGGAGCUUAAGGGAGCCAAUGCCUACGUAUCUAUUCCCUCCAAGCUGGUGGACAAUACCCUUGAGCUUUGGCUUGCUCAUGUCCCCUUGGGGAGGCCAUAGUGUGUUCCCAAACAUCUAUAAAGAUAUGCGUCACCCGAAGAAGUACAACAAAGCUGUCGACAUCACAUACAUCUUCACAUUCGUCCUUGACAUAACCCUCGCUGUCACCGGCAUAUUAAUGUUUGGAGAUGGAGUGUUGGAUGAAAUUACUUCGAAUAUUUUGGAGCUUUCUGGGUACCCUGCCGCCCUCAGUAUGGCCAUGGUGGCGUUUGUUGCGAUUAUCCCAUUGACCAAGACACCUCUGAAUGCACGACCAAUUAUUACCACGCUUGAGAUCUUCGCUGGUGUAGAUCCUCGAGCUAUAGCAUUGCAAGGGGAGUCGGUUGGAACUUCUGGAUUAACUUGCGGUUUGUUGAAAAGCGUUAUAAGAAUUGGCGUAAACGCCUCCAUCGUUAUCAUUGCUAUCCUUGUCCCAUCCUUUGACCGAAUCAUGGCUUUCCUCGGAUCCGCGCUUUGCUUCUCAAUUUGUGUCAUCCUCCCCAUGAUGUUCUAUCUCAAGAUUUAUGGAGACGAAGUGCCAAAAAGGGAGCGUAGGAUAAAUCAGAUCCUCAUUGUGGUUUGCACUAUAGUGGCAACUACUGGUACGGUCGCAGCGUUCGUCCCUAAGGAGAGCCUGGGAGCGUAA
This is a messenger RNA of Tuber melanosporum (Perigord truffle), 2839 nucleotides long. RefSeq lists its product as uncharacterized. Gene Ontology annotation, cellular component: vacuolar membrane. The record is from RefSeq and is a predicted model, not a curated record. NCBI's taxonomy places the organism in Eukaryota, Fungi, Ascomycota, Pezizomycetes, Pezizales, Tuberaceae. Bases 980 to 2839 code for a protein of 619 amino acids. Gene Ontology annotation, biological process: amino acid transmembrane transport. Gene Ontology annotation, molecular function: amino acid transmembrane transporter activity. The transcript has 8 exons.